AUGCAAUAGAGAAUGCAAUUGUGGGGAUUUGUAAUAUUAAACAUUAAUUCAUUGCGCUAGUCAAUAAAUCAAAGUAAGCGUCAUUUUAUGAUUAAAUAUAAGACAUAAGAAACAGACAUUUUGAAUCAAUAACAGAAAGUCGAUCAGUUAACAAAGGAUUAUUAGGUUCAAUUUAAACUACUCUGUAAAGGAUUACAUAAUAAACCUUAUGAAGUCAAUCAAUAAGGGGAUAAUGAAUGUUGUACAAUAUUGUCAAAAUGA
Molecule: messenger RNA, 261 nt
Organism: Paramecium tetraurelia
Lineage: Eukaryota; Ciliophora; Oligohymenophorea; Peniculida; Parameciidae
Exons: 1
Source: RefSeq, a predicted model, not a curated record